AUGAGGCUUAAUGGAACUCAGGAAUUCACUAAGAGGCUUUGUAAUUGUUCUUCUGUAGUAGCUGAUCUAUGGGGAAUCUUUGAAGGCAUUAGAAUGGUCCAGAGCAAGGGAAUCAAAAAGGUGGAAGUGCAAACUGAUUCCAAGGAGAUCUAUAAUGCCUUAAUUCAAGAAGCAAAGCUUGGGAGCACGUACGACUUUACUCCAACUUAUCAUAAGGAAGCUUCAAAAAGUGUUAGAGUUUCGCAUUGUUCUUGUCAUCAUGUGUAUCGAGAGGAGAAUUGUGGUGCAAACUCUCUUCCUAAAAUGGGAAGUAGUAAUAGAAUAGGUUCAGCUUAUUUUGAUAAUUGCCCUUAA
Vicia villosa (hairy vetch) is the source of this 354-nucleotide messenger RNA. RefSeq lists its product as uncharacterized. Gene Ontology annotation, molecular function: nucleic acid binding; RNA-DNA hybrid ribonuclease activity. The record is from RefSeq and is a predicted model, not a curated record. The transcript has a single exon. NCBI's taxonomy places the organism in Eukaryota, Viridiplantae, Streptophyta, Magnoliopsida, Fabales, Fabaceae. Bases 1 to 354 code for a protein of 117 amino acids.